AUGAGAGCAAUUGCUCGAUCAAUUAGCCAAUGUAGAUUAGCUUUACAGCAUCAAGCAUGUCAAUACUCAAGUGGUUUUGUGAGAAGGCAAAAGCUUUUGACAAACACCUACUCUGGGUUUGUUUAUAAACACGCUAACAAUGCCGAAUUCGAUAUCUUUCAACGACCCAGGUUUUCUGUGAUCUCAAGAGCUCUGUCAGUAGAUGCUGCUCAUGUUACUAAUGGAGUGGCAGAUGUAAACAGAGCAGGGCCACUUGUUGAGUAUGAACGAAGAAUUGCCGCUGGUGAACUUGUUGAUGGUGAUGCCUGCCAGGUAGGCACCUUAAGAGAACUUCAAAGGCUCUAUGAUGAACUUGUCCAGUCAGCUGAUGCCUGCCGAUUGGAUAGGUAUACAGCUUCUGCGAAAUCUGGAAGGAGUAGGUGGUUGUGGUCUCGUUUCAUCCCACAGUCUUCAAGCUCACCAGUCAAAGGUCUUUAUCUUUAUGGAGGGGUGGGCACCGGGAAAACCAUGCUGAUGGACUUGUUUUAUGAUCAGCUAAAAUGCAGUUGGAGAAAAAAGAGGAUUCAUUUUCAUGACUUUAUGUUGGAUGUCCAUAGAUGCUUGCGAAAGCACAAGGGUGUAGAAGAUCCGCUUGAAGUGGUUGCAGGAGAGAUAUCCGAUGAUGCAAUCUUGUUGUGUCUGGAUGAAUUCAUGGUGACUGAUGUAGCUGAUGCAUUAAUAUUAAACCGUCUGUUUAGACAUCUAUUCAACAACGGUAUUAUUCUUGUUUCCACCUCCAACCGUGCUCCAGAUAAGCUGUACGAAGGUGGACUACAGAGGGAUCUUUUUCUACCCUUCAUUGCGAGUUUGAAGGAAAGAUGUGUAGUUCAUGAAAUUGGUUCGGCAGUAGAUUACCGGAAACUGACUUCGGCUGAGCAAGGUUUCUACUUUGUUGGCAAAGAUUUGUCAGGCUUUCUGAUACAAAAGUUUCAACAAUUGAUUGGGGAACAUGAAGCUGGUCCACAAGAGGCAGAAGUAGUAAUGGGAAGGACCUUAAAGGUUCCACUAGGUGCUGAUGGAAUUGCCUAUUUUCCUUUUGAGGAACUAUGUGACAGACCUAUGGGAGCUGCAGAUUAUUUUGGAUUGUGCAAGAAGUACCAUACCCUGGCAUUGGAGGGCGUCCCAAUAUUCGGACUCCACAAUAGGACAGCAGCAUAUCGGUUUGUCACUUUAGUUGACGUGAUGUACGAGAACAAGGCCAGAUUGUUGUGUACAGCUGAGGGAACUCCAUUUGAACUCUUUGAAAAGAUUGUGACGAUCUCUGAUGCCCAACAAAUGGCACCUAGAACCUCUUCGAGGUCAAGGAAAAAUGAUGAUUCUGGGCUGUGUGUGGAUAAUGAAUUGGGUUUUGCUAAAGACCGCACCAUUAGUAGAUUAACAGAGAUGAAUAGCAAAGAAUACUUGGAGCACCAUGCUGCAACGAUUGGAGAAAAGAACUCACAGGAAGGUGCGAUUCACGAUAAAACCGUGCAAGCAUGA
Messenger RNA from Prunus armeniaca (apricot), 1518 nucleotides. The record is from the annotation of a GenBank genome assembly. Lineage: Eukaryota; Viridiplantae; Streptophyta; Magnoliopsida; Rosales; Rosaceae.